Messenger RNA from Perkinsus marinus ATCC 50983, 1449 nucleotides. Its product is annotated as cyclophilin, putative. The coding region runs from base 1 to 1449 and encodes 482 amino acids. The transcript has 12 exons. The record is from RefSeq and is a predicted model, not a curated record. Lineage: Eukaryota; Perkinsozoa; Perkinsida; Perkinsidae. Gene Ontology annotation, biological process: protein peptidyl-prolyl isomerization; protein folding. Gene Ontology annotation, molecular function: peptidyl-prolyl cis-trans isomerase activity. Gene Ontology annotation, cellular component: catalytic step 2 spliceosome.
AUGUCCAACAUCUACGUAGCAGAACCCCCUACGAAGGGUAAAGUGGUGCUGCAUACGACGCACGGACCGAUUUCGAUAGCAUUGUGGUCUAAGGAGUGCCCGAAGACUACCAGGAACUUCGUUCAGUUGGCAUUGGAAGACUACUACGACGGAACUGUAUUUCAUCGGAUUAUCAAGGACUUCCUCAUUCAAGGGGGAGAUAGGACCAACACUGGUCUAGGUUGUGACUCGAUCUAUGGCGAGCCCUAUCCGAAUGAGUUCCACUCACGGCUGAAGUUCCGAUAUCGUGGCUUGGUCGGUGUUGCGAGUGCAGGAGUUGCGGAAAAAGGGGGCGCGUCUACGAACGGAUCGCAGUUCUUCAUAACGAUGGGCAGAGAUGACAGUUUUAAUAACAAGUACACUUUGUUUGGGAAGGUCGUAGAUGAUACUGUGUAUAAUCUGGAUAGAAUUUCAAACGCAAAUGUUGAUACGAAUGAUUAUCCGACUGACGAGCCACCUCCACAUAUUAUAAGGGCUGAAGUGGUUGAGAACCCCUUUACGGACAUAGUGCCGAGGGAUAUCUAUAGACGAGUGGUGGAUCAUGCUGAGGAGGAUAGAGAUAAUAGGAAGAAAGAGAAGAUUGAAGUGUCUAAUAAGAAGGGUCUGCUGAGCUUUGAAGAUGAAGAAAGCAGUAGUAGCGAAAGCGAAGGCGGCGAUGAUGGAAAUGAGAAACGUAUAGCGGUGAAAGUUAAGAGUGCACAUGAUGGUGGAGAUGCUCAGCUACUCUCCCAAACGGCUAAGUUGGAUGAGGCAACUCGAGUGGUUCAUAAGGAAGCUUCUUCGAAAGCGGCGGCGGCUCGAAGAGCUAAGAUGCUCCAGAAGUCACGAGGAGUUCAAGAUUUGGAUGACAGUGAUGACGAGUCAGAAGGCUCUGAGUACGGCGAUCGAGAGCGAGCGGAAAGGCUUGGAAUUCUUCCGAGUGAGGCUAAAGUUAUGCGGGAGGAGGAGCUUGAGCGGAAGAAGCAGAUAGAAAAGAUGCGGCAAAAGAUACGGCAAGUGAAUCGGGUGGAUGACUCAACUAAGAAGGGGGAGGAGGGGCCGAAGGGGAUAGCUGAUAGAGCUAGGAAGUAUAAACGUCGGGAGAAGCGAGGUAAGAAGGCGUAUCAAGAACUGGAUGUGUUCAUGAACGAGGAAGAGUUGAAAUCUCAUCAUAGGGCAGAAGAUGAGGAUGGUGUAGUGGUUGUGGGGGGCAGCGGCUCGUCGUCUACGGCGGCACGGGUGGCGGAUGAGGAGGCGAUUACGGCCGAGCCGGGAACUUUAGCUGAGACCAUGCAGUUUGCUUUUGGUGAGGAUACGGGGGCGUUGGGAGUUGAUGGAGAUGCCUUCGGAGGGACCAAUUGGUUGCACAGUCGGGACGGUUCAGCUCAGAACAAGGGACUCAAGUUUGCUAUAGAUAGCACUAGAGCGUAA